Messenger RNA from Ctenocephalides felis (cat flea), 1643 nucleotides. RefSeq lists its product as uncharacterized. NCBI's taxonomy places the organism in Eukaryota, Metazoa, Arthropoda, Insecta, Siphonaptera, Pulicidae. The record is from RefSeq and is a predicted model, not a curated record. The annotation marks the transcript as partial. The transcript has 11 exons.
AGUAUUUUUUUUAAAUGAAUGUCAUUUAGUGAUUCCUACUGGUUUUUUUUAUGAGCUGUGUCAAGUAUAAUUUUCGCGUGUGUUAUGGACAAUAAUUCUGAUGUAGAAAAGUACUGCGAUAUAAUUAAGUAACAUGGAAAAGCAGUUUGUUGAAAAGACCAGUAUAAGUAAUAGAUGAUGCACGACGGAAUUUAAUAAAUCAUAUUCCGAAAUAUAAGGACAUGUUAAGUGCGCAGUGUUUUGUGGAAUAUUAAUGAAAUGGAAUAUGUUCGUUUUCAAGACAUAUGUGGUUUAUAUUUAACUAUUUAUAGUAUAAAUCAUUUAUCAUGAAGAAACCACGUGCGGAAAGGGAUCGCAUUCGCGAGAGAGAAAGACAAGCCAGAGCUCAUAUGUCACUACAAGCCGAACGUGAAUCUGAACCAGAACACCAAUUAUUUGAUGCUCCAGUUAAAAUAAGCCCAUCAUGUACUGAUGAUAUGGGACAACAGAUUCAGAGGAAAUUAGGAAAUUACGAUAGAUUGUGGACGGAUGAUAAAAAGCGUUAUAAACAUGAUGGAAUACCAUCUUCAAAUUUACUCAGUAAUGGGAUGCAGAACAGAUCUCAACCACCCGAAUUUAAAAAGCCAACUGGAAAUAUGUGCCCUGGAUCAACAUCUCAGCGGAUGUCUUCUAAUACUCUAAAACCUUCUUCAUCAUAUAGGAGUAAUAUUUACAAACCUACUUGCCCAAUUGAUACCAGCAAACAUGUACCAAGUGUUAAAACUAAUAGUAGUUCUUCAUACCAUAUGCAGCCCAAUAAAUAUUCUGUUAGCAAUCUUGAUAACAGGAAUGGGUUAAAUAAAAAUUUAACCUUAAAUACUAAUAUGGGAAACUAUCAGAAUACGGUGAGAGAGAUGCCCUCUUCUUAUGCGAAUAACUGUGAUGUAGGUCUGCGUGGUAAUGAAGUUGAUACUAUUUUGAAGGAAAUGACCUCAUUGCCCUUAACCCCACUAACUUCUAUUGCUGCUACUCCGGGAAAAGAAAUAGAUCACAAAUUUGAAUUUAACAGUGGAUUUGUAAAAGUGCUCGAACCAUGUCCUCGGAAGCCAAGUCCAAUUCCUAGUCCUACAUAUAGACAAAGGCAUUCUUCUGGGAGGCAGUCCAUGGAUUUAGAGCGUGAUUUAAGUUUAUCUGAUGACAGUGAUGAAGAUGUCACUCAUCCCACAAAUUAUCAACCAAAACCAAUAAGCAAUCCGCCUGUGGCUAUAUGUGCAUUGGAAGUUAAACCUAUCGUAAGGAGUCCAUCUCCAGCUUGUAAUAAUAACUCCAGCAGCAAUGACACAGGUGAAUCUGGUUCAGAGAGUUCCAGUUCCAGCGAUGACACUACUGAAGAAACUGCACCUACUAAAAAUGAUCCAGAAAUAUGUACGACGCAUACACCUGCCUUAGUAUCUCCGUUACCUGAAAUUGAAACUGAAUCGAAAACUCGCUGGAAUUUAGCUCCUUCUUUAAUAAAACCGAGAAUACUCGCGAAUCUCCCAGGCAUACCAAACACUAUAGAGCAUGUAGACAGAUGCCCUCCAUCAUCAGUAUUAUUUCAAAAAAGUUCAAAAAAUCAACCAGAUGAAUUAGACUGUUUCAGUUGCACAAAAGAUAUUGAAGAG